Cimex lectularius (bed bug) is the source of this 1981-nucleotide messenger RNA. It is a transcript of the gene dpr4, whose product is annotated as hemicentin-2. Gene Ontology annotation, biological process: synapse organization. Lineage: Eukaryota; Metazoa; Arthropoda; Insecta; Hemiptera; Cimicidae. The transcript is spliced from 6 exons. The record is from RefSeq and is a predicted model, not a curated record. Bases 205 to 1182 code for a protein of 325 amino acids. Gene Ontology annotation, cellular component: neuron projection membrane.
GGUGCGAAUGAACAGUCAGUGUAAGGCCAGCCAGCAGGCAAGAACCCCUUCGCUUUCACCCCCUCGUGAACAUGCGGUAAUAAAAUAGGCUUCUUCGGGAAAAGCGGUGUGCUUUAGAAAUCCAGUGAUAAAAGGGGGACUGACAAUUUUCCAGUGAAGAAAAGUGGGUCGGACGCAAUCCGACCAUGAUGUAAGUUAGGCCCAAUGCCUCAACAGUGUCGUGCAAUAAUGGGAUCAGUGGAAAUGAUUGCAAAGCAGCAUCUUCUUCUCAUCGUUAUCUUCAACGCUGCCUCUGGAGCUAUUACGCAAGGGUUGAUAGUGUCGAAUACUUCAGCACCCAAAUCGGCUGCUUGGACGAAAGGAAAUGCAGCGAUGCCGCCCUUCGAUCAAGACCUGCCCCUCGUUUCUAAAGGUGGAGGAUUACAAGAUCUGCCGACGUCACACAGCUACUGGGAACAGCCAUUUACACAACCUUAUUUUGACAAUUCUACAAAACGAGAGGUAACGACAACCGUAGGGCAAAGUGCCUAUCUGCACUGCAGGGUUCGCAACCUUGGAGACAGAGCAGUAUCGUGGAUCCGCAAAAGAGACUUGCACAUUCUCACAGCUGCCCUUCUCACGUACACAAACGACCAAAGAUUCCAAUCGCUACACUCGGACGGGUCAGAUGAAUGGACGCUCAAAAUCGCAUCGCCGCAGCUCAGGGAUUCGGGCAUUUACGAAUGUCAAGUGAGCACCGAGCCCAAAAUCUCUCAAGCCUUCAGGCUAAACGUUGUCGUGUCUCAAGCUGAGAUAUUGGGCAAAAGCGAGAUAUACAUCAAAAGCGGGAGCGAUAUCAACCUGACCUGUGUGGUCCGAGAAACACCGGAGCCUCCGUCAUUCAUUUACUGGUAUCGAGGUAACAACGUAAUCAAUUAUUCACAAAGGGGAGGCAUUUCCGUGCUGACAGAGAAGCAGACGCGGACCUCAAGGCUGCUGAUCGCAAGAGCUCUUCCAGCUGAUUCUGGCAAUUAUACAUGUGCCCCGUCAAGCUCCCAUGCCGCAAGCGUAUUAGUUCACGUUUUGAAUGGAGAACACCCAGCGGCGAUGCAGCACGGGAAUAGCAGUAGCAGCCGAGGAUGUGGCCUUUCGCUUCUCCACCCGCUCUUCCUAGCCAUCUCCAUCCAGCUACGUUUCCGCUAGGAUACGAAAUCAAAACUAAAUUGAAACUGUUUUAUUUUAAAAAUACAAUUAACUCCGUGUACAUAACGUAAAAGAUAUAUAGUGAAAGUUAUUUAAUUUAUGAAGAAUCUGUAUAUAAGAAGAAGGGGAGUCUAGAUAGAGACUAAGACUUGAACGGGACAAUGAGUAAGUUUAUUUAUAUCUGUUUAUGAUUUUUCAUGGGUAAAUAAAAAAUGGUGUUUAUGAUUUAUAAUCGGUCUCCAAAUGUUUCUGAUAUGUAUUUGCCUACUCAAAGUAGUGCGCUAGUGUAGACUCAAUGUUAAAUGUCAGACUGCUCUAUAAACACUUUUCUACAACUAAUACACUCAUCCUUUAUUUUCAUUUACAAAUUACAACUAGAAUUUUCAUGUAGUUAAUGUAUUAUAUUGUUAGAGUCCAAUUGUAAAUACCAAUGUCCUGUAUUCUAUUGAUAUUAAAUCAUUUAGAUUUAAUCUUUUCAGUAUAAUAGUCAAAUUUGUGAAAAACAAACUAUACCUGUUUGUAUUAUUUUCGAGGAACGAAUAAUACAAUAGUUAUAAAUGUACGAUAUCUAUGUAUAUAUGAAAUUUUGUGAACCCAGAAAUUAUUUAUUGAUUGUUAAUGUUUUACUGAUUAAAAUUCAUAAUUUUUAUUGUCAAUCUGACACUAACUAUUCAGUUUUAACGUAAAACAAAUGUCAACAAAGUUGGUGCUCUUUAAACGAAAGUGUCAUCAAAAUUGUAUAUGAAAAAAUAUGUAUUAGAGAUUUAUAUGUAAAUCAAACCUUUAAUUUAAAAAAUAA